AUUUAGUUGAAUGUCGGCGCCUCGUCGUUCGUGUCUCUAUAGCUAUUUGCCCCUAGAUCCAGAAUGUGCCAACUAGAUCGCGUCAACGCCAUAACUUAUCAGUCAAUUGCAAAGUAGGAGUGCCUCGAACGUGACUGUCCAGCGGCCGGGACCAUGGGAAAAUUCGAAGGCCACGCAUUGCCCGGGACAUUCAUGUUAACUUUCGGAACUUGGUGGGCCUUUGCCGCUUGGCGCAACUACUUCCGCAGCAGAGAGCAAAAGCGGCACUACGCCUGUCGUUGCUCGUACGCGAUGCCCUGUCUAUGUCGGCGCUUCAACUUCGAAGGCAUCACUAAGAUUGUCGCCUGCUCUAUUUGUGUUGCCAAUGAGACGAGAGGGAUCAUCCAGGUCGGCGUGACCACCGAGCGUGGCUACUUCGAUCUGAUGGCCAGCUCUCAGCACUUCUCCAUGUACCUUUUCUAUGUGCUCAGCGGCGUCGUCGACGUCAUGACCAGCAGCGGCUUUCCCUUACCGCCUUACACCGACUACGUGACGCUCUUGCUCGCCGUCUCCGUAGAGGGACUGCUGUUCCACUUCCACCUGCACGGAAGACCCCCCCUCGACGUUCUGGUCCACACGCUCCUGGUCUACACAGCUGUGGCCUGGGCGGCCUGCAUCGUCGUCGAGAUGUGUCGACCCCGAAGCAUUCUGGCGUCUCUGGGCCGCGCAUACUUCUGCCUGUUGCAGGGGACGUGGUUCUGGCAGGUCGGAUACGUCCUUUACAGUCCGCUACCCGAACAUCCACCAUGGAAUGUUGAGAGCCACACGGACAUGAUGCUGGCCGCCAGCGUGUUCUCCUGGCACAUGAUGGCUCUGCUGGCGUACCUCGGCGCUUUGGGAAUCGUGGCCUGGGCCGUGAAUCGAACGUGCGGCAGGUGGUGUGGAGAUGACUCCGCGGUGGUUAAAGAAGACGACGACCUCCGCCAAGCGCUCGUUACAGGUUAGCCGAUGAAGUUGGCCCGCCGGGUGACGGUGUGCCCGACGAAAGGUGCGGUGCUCAGUGACUACGGCGGUGACGACGACGCUUUCGUGAGUGCUACCCGGCUAGCCACACGAGAGAAUGACGAGGGUGUGCCUUUGUUGGUGGAGUCAAGCACAGUAGUUCACAAAAUUUAUGUAUGUCCCCGCCAGUACCAGUAGUGGAAUGAAGGGACGACAGAAGUGAUAAUAUAGUCAGUGAAGCAGAACUAAGUGUCUGAGCCUUUAAUUAUUAUCUUUCUCUCUCUUUGCUGCAACUAUACUUCGUGGUGGACUUAACACUUGUCGUGUGAAACACUUGUCGAUUUGUGUGUAACGGGAACUUGCGUUUGUCAUUGAAUCGAUUGUUGUCCUGGUUUUAUAGGUUAUCUGCCACUGAUACGUCCAGGAGCAUAAAAAGCCAACCAGCUUUCUACAGGCGAAUUGGGAGCAGAACUCCCAAGUUUUAAUAACAACACAAACUUAACCCUGCCAUCAUCGCUUUCUAUUAUAUUGCAGAACCACGGUGCAAAAAGUCAGCCGGCAUUGUUCUAGGUGAAUGUUUACCAUAUUAGGGAUUUAUGUUUAAGCGGAAUCACUCCGAACCGAUAUUCCAACCGACUAAAUAGGUUUAAAACCGAAAUGCCGGUUUAUCAGCCAGUGAGCAGACAGUAUCGAG
Dermacentor silvarum is the source of this 1675-nucleotide messenger RNA. RefSeq names its product transmembrane protein 45B-like. The transcript is spliced from 2 exons. NCBI's taxonomy places the organism in Eukaryota, Metazoa, Arthropoda, Arachnida, Ixodida, Ixodidae. The record is from RefSeq and is a predicted model, not a curated record. The coding region runs from base 154 to 984 and encodes 276 amino acids.